This is a messenger RNA of Dufourea novaeangliae, 1683 nucleotides long. It is a transcript of the gene RpIIIC53, whose product is annotated as DNA-directed RNA polymerase III subunit RPC4. NCBI's taxonomy places the organism in Eukaryota, Metazoa, Arthropoda, Insecta, Hymenoptera, Halictidae. The record is from RefSeq and is a predicted model, not a curated record. The transcript has 7 exons. Bases 259 to 1440 code for a protein of 393 amino acids. Gene Ontology annotation, biological process: transcription by RNA polymerase III. Gene Ontology annotation, molecular function: DNA binding. Gene Ontology annotation, cellular component: RNA polymerase III complex.
UUUACAAGAUUUUGCGUUAUAAUGUUAUACCGAUUUGCUGAUACAUCGUAUUCAAAUAAACAUUAUUCUGUAACUAUGAAAUUUAUGAUUCUGUGCGUGUUUAAGGUUAAGUGCGAUGUAUUGUGCUAAAAAACUGUAACACUAACUUACAAAUAGUACUACAUUGAAAAUAUAUACCUCAACAAAAAACUAAUUUAUCUGCCAGUAACCUGUCAUAUUUAUGUAUUAUUGACACUUAAAAAGUAAUAAUCAUCAACAAUGGCUUCUGACAAGUCUCUCAAUUCGAACCACACACUUCCAACGAACGUUAAGAUAAAAGUGGAACCCGGAACAUCGAUGCCUGUACCUGUAAGGAACAUUAAAACUGAACCUGGCGUGUCAGCCAGUACAACUAGGUUGACUUCGUUUCGCUUGCCAAGAGACUUAACGUUAGGUGGCAACAUUAAAACGGAGAAAUCUAAAAAACAGUACACACCAAAUUUAAAUGCUCAGAGGACAAAAAAGAAAGAAGAUGCAACACCAACUGAUUCUGCAAAACCAGGUAGAGUUAAGGAUGGUAGAGGACGUGGCAGAGGAGACAGAGGUGGCAGAAAUGACAGAGGACGUGGAAGAGGAAACAAUUUAAUACAAUCUAGUGGUAUUUGGUCCACUGGAAUAAAUAGUACACCAGGAAAACGUGGUAGUGGUGGUGGUUAUAGAGAUAGCGAAAGAAGUCCUCAAGCAUCCUUGGAAAAGCCAAAAUUAGACUUAAAUCGGAGUGUUGAUAAAGCUGAGGAAGAAGAAAAAUUGAAAUUAUUGUUGAGAGAUGACUUUAUUGAUGAUGGAGAUCCUGCAGAUUCUGACAAUGGACCUGUUACGCUGCCAAUGAUCAAAGAAGCAAAAUUACACAAAGAAGAAACUAAAGCACACAUUGAAGAAGAAAUAGAUAGAAAACCAAUUAUUUUAGAGAAUGGAGAGGUAUUACCACCAAAAAAGGAAGUUAAAGUUAAGAUGCCAAAGUCCAUUGUUGACCCAAAGGAAGAGGUGGAUAAUAUCCCACAAAUGAUUGAAAAUAAGUCAAAUUCUUAUAUCUUAAUACAGUUUCCAGAUUGCCUACCUGGUUUUGUGGGUAGUGCUGAAGACACUAGAGCACCUCGCCCUAACACUUCAAAUCAGGAGAAAGAAAACGAAAUUAAUUCACAAACAGAUUUUUGUACCCUAAACAGUUUGAAACCUGGUAUUUUAGGUAAAUUACAAAUCUUAAAGUCUGGCAAAACACGAUUAGUCCUGGGUGAAAACAAUUUGAUUGUGGACGUGGGAUCGCAUCUCAGCUUUCGUCAAGAUUUAAUGGCUGCAAAAGUGGAUACUGAAACAUUAAAUGGUGAUCUAAUCAAUCUUGGUCCAGUCAGUAAUACGCUUAUAUGUUCCCCUGACUGGGAAUCCAUGUUGGCCAAGUUGUAAAUACAUAAUUCAAACUAUGUGUAUGAAUUUAUAACAUGUUCCUUAUUGUAAAAAACACAUGAAAUGGAUAGAUUGAUUUAUACAAUAUUUAAAAUACAAAACAGUUUUUCUGAAAAUUGUGUAUUUUCAACACUACCAUGUAUGUAAAAUAGGCUGUGUCGCGUACAAAUUCAGCAGUCACUCUGAAACGUAAAUAAAUUCUUCAGUGGAUAAUGAUUAAAAAUUUUUGUAUAAUUUAGAUGU